Molecule: messenger RNA, 537 nt
Organism: Prunus armeniaca (apricot)
Lineage: Eukaryota; Viridiplantae; Streptophyta; Magnoliopsida; Rosales; Rosaceae
Source: the annotation of a GenBank genome assembly
AUGAAACGAGCUCUGCUUAGAAAUGUCUCUGUCUACGCGCGUUCUCGUCUUCUCCCUCCUCCUUACAAUCCUGGCCCUCCAUCCCAACUUGCUCCUCUCGCUGAUUCGACUCGGCCCAGAAUCAGCUUUUACUCGACCCAGUCUUCAUCACACAACCAAGAGGUUUGCAAUGCUGCAGUGGAUGAUGUCAGUAACAAAGAGCUGAAAGUGCGGAUAGGUAAAUACUUUAAGAGUGAUAAGGAGGCACUCCCAUCGAUUCUCAAAAUGAUUCUGCAGAGGAGUUUGGCUGGGAAGCAUGAGGAAACAGAUCAUGAUCUGAAAAUGCAACCGGUGGAUGGUGUUAAGGACCAAGAGUUUGAAUCGGACUUUGAGGAAAUGCAUGACACGGAUGAAGAGAUUGAUAACUUGUAUAACGCAAGGGAUGUAGUCAUGAACAGGAUAGUAAAAGAUGAGUACUUCAACAUGGAUGACAAGAAGUGGGAUGGCAUUGUUGGGGAUGCAGUUAAGCAUGGGAUUAUGAAGGAUGAAAGGGUGUGA